CAUCAGGUCGCGGAGGAGGAGUUUGUUAAUGUACAGUUUGCUCAGUGGAUCGAUGUUUGCUGGCAUCGCCUCGCCCUGCCUGUGUCUGUCUGUCUGUGUGUGUGCUUGCUUGCGCGUGUGUGGUGCGUGUGUGUGUAUGUGUGUGCGUGCGUGCGUGUGAACACCAGAUUUCCUUUCCAUCCAAAAGCUUCUCUGUCCUCUUCCAUAUCACUCACAACCUGGCAUCUGACAGCAGCAAACCUGCAGGUUUUUUUUUUUUUUUGCUCAGCAAACACACACCAAUCCGCCAUACAGAUCUACGCGAAGGAGGCGGCGAGGAGUAGGGGGGGGGGAUUAAAGAGAAGGGGGGGCAGGAAGGGGAAAAAAAAAGAGGAUAGCAAAAACCCUACACCCGAGCUGCUUCCCCCCCCCUAAAAAAAUCAAGAGAUAUACUUUGCAUUUUUUUUAUCCACUGAAAACAUCCCCCCCCCCCUUCACUAUCAGCACUGUGAAGGUUUCCUUCGCGCUGGAGCUCCCUUUUUGCAUCAAAGCAAGUCUUGCAACAGUUCAAACAAAACAAGAGAGAGAGAGAGACCCAAAAAAAAGAAGCAGCCCCCCCCCACCCCGCACCGCUGAUCUUUAAAAAAAAAAAAAAAAUCCUGUAAGAAUAAGAAUCCGAACAGGUUGAUCUCGUCACUGAAGUGCCAAAGGAGACAGAAGGGUGCUCGCUGCUGCUGUCGCCGCCGCCACCGCUGGGUUUGUCGGGGAGGGAAAAGCAGCCGAGGGGAGAAGGGGAGAGAGGAGGAAAAAAAGACUCACAGGGCGAGAGAGAGAGACUGAAAACAAGCCCCGCGAGCUUCCGAGGGCUCUCGGAUCUGGGAAGAGAAGUACGCUUGGAGAAAGUACAGCGAUGCCAAGGAGGAAACAGCAGGCACCUAAGCGGGCAGCAGGUUACGUCCAAGAAGAUAAUCUGAAAGAUGACGAAGACAUAAAAGAGGAAGAAGAGGAUGAUGAUGAGAGCAAUUCAACCGCUCAUCUUCAGGGCAGCAAUGACCCUGGCACAGACGAAGAACAUGACGUGGGUCCUGAUCUGAAAGGAAGCUUUAGCUACCAGAAUUCUCCAGUCAGUCACAUCUCCAACCAGGACGUUGAAAAUGAAUCGCUGUUAAGUGAUGCUAGUGACCAGGUGGCAGACAUCAAAACCCUUUGCUCUAGAGAGACACAGGACUCCAAAGCCAAUGCCCAGCCCAAACUUCCCAGCGAAGCACAUAGCUGCAUGGAUAAAAUGACAGCAGUUUAUGCCAACAUCCUUUCAGACUCUUAUUGGACAGGAUUGGGGUUAGGACUCAAGCUGUCCACUUCAGAGAAGAGAGGGUGUGACCACAGAAAUGGGGCGAGCAAAAGUGAGUUCGAUUGGCAUCAAGAUGCCUUGACCAAAAGCCUGCAGCAGAGCUUACCCACCAGGCCUGUCUCAAAACCAAACCUUUUCAGCUCUGUGCAGCUAUACAGGCAGAGCAGUAAGAUGUGCGGGACUGUCUUUACAGGCGCCAGUCGGUUCAGGUGCCGGCAGUGCAGCGCUGCCUACGAUACCUUGGUGGAGCUCACGGUUCAUAUGAACGAGAGUGGUCAUUACCAAGAUGACAACCAUAAAAAAGACAAGCACAGGCCUACGAGCUACUCCAAGCCCCGCAAAAGGGCCUUCCAGGACAUGGAUAAAGAAGAUGCCCAGAAAGUUUUAAAAUGCAUGUUCUGCGGUGACUCCUUUGAUUCCCUGCAAGAUCUAAGUGUUCAUAUGAUCAAAACAAAACACUACCAAAAAGUGCCUUUGAAGGAGCCAGUCCCUACCAUUUCUUCCAAAAUGGUGACUCCCGCGAAGAAACGUGUCUUCGACGUCAACAGACCUUGCUCCCCAGACUCUACCACCGGGUCAUUUGCAGAUACCUUUUCUUCUCAGAAGAAUGCCAACCUGCAGUUGUCGUCUAACAAUCGCUACGGUUACCAGAAUGGUGCCAGUUACACAUGGCAAUUUGAAGCAUGCAAAUCACAGAUUCUGAAGUGCAUGGAAUGCGGGAGUUCCCACGAUACCUUGCAGCAGCUUACAACGCACAUGAUGGUCACAGGUCAUUUCCUGAAAGUCACAAGCUCAGCCUCAAAGAAAGGGAAACAACUUGUUUUGGAUCCCCUAGCUGUGGAGAAAAUGCAGUCGCUCUCUGAGGCACCAAGUAGUGACGCUCCACUUUCCAAAACUUCGAGUAAUGCAGCUACAGAGCCUGCAGCUCCUGCUUCAGAGCUGAAAAAAGAAAGCAAGCAAGGGAAACCUGAGGAAAUAAACAAAGACGACAAAGUAGUCAAGAAUGAAGAUUAUGAAGACACCCUUCAGAAACCAAUGGAUCCUACCAUGAAGUACCAGUAUCUUAGAGAGGAAGAUUUAGAAGAUGCUUCAAAAGGUGGUGGAGACAUCUUGAAGUCUUUAGAAAAUACAGUCACCACGGCCAUCAACAAAGCUCAAAAUGGAGCCCCCAGUUGGAGUGCAUAUCCUAGCAUCCAUGCAGCUUAUCAGCUCUCUGAAGGAUCUAAGCCUUCCUUGCCAGUGGGGUCCCAAGUUCUCCAAGUCAGGCCAACUGUUACAAAUAAACUGAGGCCUAUUGCACCCAAAUGGAAGGUGAUGCCUCUGGUUCCUGUCUCAACCAACAUGGCCCAAUGCACUCAAGUGAAGAAGGAAGCAGAUGCCAAAAAGGAAAUGCAAAAGGACUACCUUAAAGAGGGGAACAAAGUGGAUACGACCCCUAACAGUCAGAAUGAAGGAGAAUCCCUCCCUCAAGAUGAAGUAUGUAUAGAACCCAAAAGGCCAGAUCCAAGUCCCUUGAAGGAGGAGGACCCAGCAAUAGAAGAUGAGGAGAAAGAAAAAAUGAAAACAAAGGAGCCAGCAACAUUGUCGCUCAGCAAUGGGUGUGCUGCCCCUAACCACUCCCCCGACUUGCCUUGUUUAAAUCCACUGAGUGCCCUGCAAUCUGUGCUGAACAACCACUUGGGUAAAGCAAAUGAGCCUUUGAGGCCUCAGUCCAAUUCCAGCCCCACUUCGAGUUCGGUCUCUGUGUUCCAUAAGCCUAAUUUAAACAUGAUGGAGAAGCCAGUUUUAUCUCCUGCCCCGACGCCACCCAAAUCUGCAGGUGUUCCCUCCAGGCGUUACGUGUUUGAAAACAACGACCAGCCAAUAGACCUGACCAAAUCUAAAAGCAAGAAAGAAGCAUCGGCUAAAGCACAAUCUUGCACCUCCCCGUCUCAGAAGCACGCACUGUCCGACAUUGCAGACAUGGUCAAAGUUCUCCCCAAAGCUACGACACCAAAACCUGCUUCCUCAUCUAGGAUCCCACCAAUGAAACUGGAAAUGGACAUCCGGCGUUUCGAAGAUGUCUCAAUGGAAGUCUCCACUUUACACAAAAGAAAGGGAAGGCAGUCCAACUGGAAUCCUCAGCACCUCCUCAUCUUGCAAGCCCAGUUUGCUUCCAGUCUCUUCCAAACAUCCGAAGGUAAAUAUUUAUUGUCAGAUUUGGGCCCUCAAGAACGCAUGCAGAUCUCUAAAUUUACUGGACUGUCCAUGACGACCAUCAGCCACUGGUUGGCCAAUGUCAAGUACCAGCUCAGAAAAACUGGAGGGACAAAGUUUUUGAAAAACAUGGAUAAAGGACACCCCAUCUUUUAUUGCAGUGACUGUGCAUCUCAGUUUAGAACCCCAUCAACGUACAUCAGCCAUUUAGAAUCCCAUCUAGGGUUCCAAAUGAAAGACAUGAACAAGUUGGCUGUGGAGCAGCAAACCAAGGUAGAGCAAGAAAUCUCCAGAGUUUCAGUUCAGAGAUCUCCCGAGACAAUAGCUGGGGAAGAGGACACAGACUCUAAGUUCAAAUGUAAGUUGUGCUCUCGGACAUUUGUGAGCAAACAUGCAGUAAAGCUUCAUCUAAGCAAAACACACAGCAAGUCACCAGAACACCAUUCACAGUUUGUAGCAGAAGUGGAUGAAGAAUAACUCCUAAGGACCAAUGCCUUAACCCCCAGCUUCUCCCACCCUGACUGCCCACCCUGACUGCCCACCUCCGUCCGCCGCGCCACUCCUGACAUUGAACUUCCAACAACCCGGACCGAGAAGACUGCCAAAAGAAUAAUAAAAAUCUCCAGCUAUUCUUCUUCAUCCUCACUAACAAUUUGGUAAUGAAGUAUUGAUUUCCACUCCCCUGCUUAUGGACGAUAUUAGAUUUUCAUUGAUAAACUGCUCCGAGGCCGUCUCGUCUCCACUGUCCCUUUUUGCUGUCACUAAAACAAAGUACCACUGAAGUAGGAUAAUGACUGAGAACAUUGAUGUACUUAUUUUGUCAAUUUGUAACACUCGACAGGAAAAAAAUAGUAUAAUUCUUCAUAGUUUAAUGUCCAGACGUGUUCCACAAGAUGCAGGCGCAUUGGAAGCUCUGCUCUUCAUGGUAAUGUCCGUUUCCUAUUUAUAACCCCUUUGGGAUAGUUUGUCUAAAGGAAAUGUUUCAAUUCAGUGCUGCUAUUACUGAUGCACCUGGGUUGCCCAAUCCAGUCAUUGCACUAGGGAUCAAUACAUCACCAUAAGGAGAAGAAUUAUUAAGUUAAAACAUAUCCCGAGCCAAAAAAACUCCGAAAACGUUCAUCUUCCCAGCGAGUUGUUCAAAUAGUUAUGGUUAACCAUGUUGCUGCCAAAGAUUUGUUGAAAAUGGAUUGUUUUCAGGUCCAUUGCUCAUGUUGUAUUUUCUUUCUAAUUUUU
Messenger RNA from Heteronotia binoei (common prickly gecko), 4759 nucleotides. It is a transcript of the gene TSHZ2, whose product is annotated as teashirt zinc finger homeobox 2. Bases 890 to 4003 code for a protein of 1037 amino acids. Gene Ontology annotation, cellular component: nucleus. The transcript is spliced from 3 exons. Gene Ontology annotation, molecular function: DNA-binding transcription factor activity, RNA polymerase II-specific; DNA binding. Gene Ontology annotation, biological process: regulation of transcription by RNA polymerase II. The record is from RefSeq and is a predicted model, not a curated record. NCBI's taxonomy places the organism in Eukaryota, Metazoa, Chordata, Lepidosauria, Squamata, Gekkonidae.